Plasmopara halstedii is the source of this 1899-nucleotide messenger RNA. RefSeq lists its product as uncharacterized. The coding region runs from base 1 to 1899 and encodes 632 amino acids. The record is from RefSeq and is a predicted model, not a curated record. The transcript is spliced from 2 exons. NCBI's taxonomy places the organism in Eukaryota, Oomycota, Peronosporomycetes, Peronosporales, Peronosporaceae.
AUGAAAUGGUGGAUAAGCCUAUCGACAGAUGAGAUGUACAAAAAAUUAGGACUUUUCCCUAUCGAAGACCACGGAAUAUUCGUGUUACAAGUGGGUCAAUUGAUUUGGGAAAAAAUCAACAGGUUGGGAGAAGAGGUAUUUAACACAUUCAUGCUGACAAAAAUGCUUGAGCGAUCAAAGGAUGAGAUUAAGUGGGCUCGAAUUAUUUACGAUCUACAGAAUGAAUAUGAAAUGGGCUUUUCACUUGUCAAUUUAUUUGAUGGUCUUAUUUGGGCAAAGGAUAAAGGUGCAGAAGGCUGCAGACCCAGCGAGGCUGUCAAGUUUCUCACAGAUGUUAAAUUUACAAGUAUGCUUGCUACCAAAAAUUCUCGCGAGGAAAUUGUCAAAAAGGUGCUGAUAAAACUUCGUGAGCGGUCGAAGGAUGAACUCAUGUGGGCAAAACUGGUUUAUAUGCUAAGAUUUCACGAAAAAGUUCCCGACGUCUUUGACGCUGUGAUUCGUCCACAGUGUGUCAAACAUAUAAUCCGAUCUUUGCGAGCACGAUUUAUUACAAGUGGCUACUUAUGGGGUCUGAUGAUGAACUGGGCCAAGCUGUUGUACAUUUUGCGUAACGACGACGAAGUGUCCAAAAUUGCUCCCGAUCUGUUGGAUUUGAUUCUAAGUUUAUGGACAAAAAAUCCAUAUGGUUCGGUUCAAUAUUCUCCACACGCUUCUGACUGGAGGGAAGAGACCUUGACAAACAUUAAAUUUACCGUUUUAAGUGAAUACGCGGAUUUUUCAAGUGACAAUCCCAACACAUUUAUGCUAAAAACGUUGCUAAAGCUAUCGCCAGAAGAAGUAGAGUGGGCUCUCGUUCUCAAUAAGCUGCAAAAGAGUAACGAUGUGCAAAAUCCUUUAUCAGGUGUGCUUGGUGCUCUUCUCCACUCAUGGAUCGCAACGCCACAACAUGCAGCUGCGAAGAAUGAUCACAUACUUAUCGACGCUUUUCGUUUUUUGCUAAAGACUAUCCGACCCCGCUCAGCAAUUCGUGACACUGCACAAAAAAUGGCGCACGAGCUGCUUUUGAAAUCGAAGAAUGCAUACAUGUGGGCUGCUUUUCUCUAUAAGCUACAAGAAGAUGAAACCUUGACCAAGACAGCUUCUCCAGUCUUUGAUAUUCUUGUUCAAAUCCAUAAGCCGAACGGAGCAAAAAUCGAUGAGAUCAAGUCAACUGUCAAUACUCUAAAAAAAACAGAUCUCACGGAAGCGAAACGCUACACAGAUAGUUUGAUACAUCCUGUGCUCGAAUUAAUACCAGAUUGGAGAUCAGAUCUAGUCACGUGGGCUAAAGUGUUAUAUCUCCUGCAAAACAUCGAAUCCGUGGAGCUUCAACCUCUUUUUUCCUAUUUAUUAGAGACCUUGGUUUAUAAAUGGGCGACAGAAUUUGGUAUCAAAGAUAAUGAAAUGUUUCUUUCAAGUGAUCAUUUUGAUGAAUUGAAGGUGUACGCACAGUUUUCGAAUGACGAUCCCAAUGUGUUACUGCUGAAUAGUCUGCGAGGCCAUUUGCACGAUGACUUGACGUUGGCUCGCCGUUUAAAUGAAGACAGGAAGAAGAAGUCGUUUUUAAUUGGUGCUUUAAGCGCUCUUCUCUGCUCAUGGAUUGGAAUGCCUUUCGAUGUGAAUACACAUAUUGAAACUAUGACAAUACUUGUUCGUGUUUAUGAGUAUCUGUCUCAUCCAAUGCGCAUUGUCGAUUACAACAAGAACCAGAAUUUUGGUGAAACCACACUGGACGCAAUUCUUGACGAAUCGGCAGAUAAAGUCAUGUGGGCCAAAUUUUUAAACAAGCUACAGAACGAUGCAUUCUUGCACGAUCUUAUUUUCGAAGUGUCAAAAGAUCUUGUGUCAAGAAUGGAAUGA